AAGCGUUUCCGUUUACCCGCCACCAUGGGAGAGAAAGCUUGGAGUUUGAGAUUUUAAAUCAUCUUCUUCCUCGUGAUUCAUCAUCAAAAUCCCACCUUCCUUUUCACGUCACUUUCUCUCCUCUUUCAUUUCUUUAUCUCCCCCACACUAUAAAUAUCAUCUCCUUCACUAUUCUUUCGUCAACAUCCUUCAACAUGGGAGACAAUCGCAAUGUUAAUCUUCCGCCGGGCUUCAUAUUCUGUCCCACCGACGAAGAGCUCGUCGUUCAUUUCCUUCAACGAAAAGUCUCUCUCUUGCCCUGCCACCCCGAUGUCAUCCCCGAUCUCGAGCUUUAUCCAUGCGAUCCCUGGGAACUCGACGGUAAAGCUUUGGGUGAGGGAAAGCAGUGGUAUUUCUACAGCAGGAAGACGCAAAAUCGGAGCACCGGCAAUGGGUACUGGAAGCCGAUGGGAAGCGAUGAGCCUGUGGUGAAUAGCGAUGGCGGCCAGAAAGUUGGCAUGAAGAAACAUUUCAUUUUCUACAUUGGGGAAUCAGGUCCGGCCGGUAUCAAAACUAAUUGGAUUAUGCAGGAAUAUCGUCUCUCCGAUCCCGAUUCCGGCAGCAGUAGAUCGUCCAACCGUAGAGGAGGAGGACAUUCCAAUAUAGAUUAUAGCAAAUGGGUUGUUUGUCGAGUAUACGAAAGAAGUGAAGAAGAAGAAGAAGACGAUGGAACAGAACUAUCGUGUUUGGAUGAAGUGUUUCUGUCAUUAGAUGAUCUGGAAGACAUAAGCUUGCCAAACUAAGACAUGUGCUUUUUGUCAUAAUCUUUAGGGUUUUUGUCCAAAAUGUCUUUGCAGGAAGAAGAAGAAG
This is a messenger RNA of Hibiscus syriacus, 849 nucleotides long. Its product is annotated as NAC domain-containing protein 104-like. The coding region runs from base 195 to 782 and encodes 195 amino acids. The record is from RefSeq and is a predicted model, not a curated record. Lineage: Eukaryota; Viridiplantae; Streptophyta; Magnoliopsida; Malvales; Malvaceae. Gene Ontology annotation, molecular function: DNA binding. The transcript has 3 exons. Gene Ontology annotation, biological process: regulation of DNA-templated transcription; system development.